AUGGAACUGCUGCAGUACCUGCAGACGACGGAAGACGGAGCGCGGGAGCGGACGCCACUCGCCAUGUGCAGCCUCUUUGCCUUGAGCAUGGGCUUCACCUUUGCCGGCGACUUCCGAAGAGGCAGGGAGUACUUGAACAAACUGAGGCUGCAGGUGAGCCAGCUGUUCGACGAGAGCAACUACGACGUUGCAUGUGUCCUCCGCCAUUUGCCGCUCCUCGUGCGGCUGUACGCCGAAACGGAGCAGGGCCGGGAGAACAGCGCGUACUACCUCACCCUGAGCCAGCAGAUCUGCGUAUACAUCGGCGCGGUCAACGACGAGAACCACCUCAUCACGCUCAAGAUGCUGAGUAUCUACGAGCGGUUAGACAUCGACGACAAGAUCGCCGCUGCUUUGAGCCAGCCCAGGUGGAGGAAAAGAUGGGCCAGCGACUACCCGUUCAUCGAGAACUACAAGUACGGAAAGCUAACGGAGAUGGCACGCGACUACCUAUACGAGAUACCCAAGAAUGUCCUCUUGCUGCUCGACCCACCAUUGACCUACGCGUCUCCGAAGCCACUCCACGACGGCAUCAUUGAACAGCUGAGUCGUAUCGAUGAGUGGGAGGCAAGCGUCAGCGACCUUCAGGAAACUGCGACCGAUUUUGUGCAGCUCUUGUUGGAGCUCAUGCGACCAUACCAGGUUGUCUGUUUCAUCGAGCUGUCUUCCAAGACCGUGUACAUGCGCUCGCUGAUCCAGACACUCCUUCACGCCGGCCGCUACGAUCAAAUUCAGGAGCUCACGGAACUGGCCCUGUCGUUGGCCCAGGAGUUUGGGGCGAUCAAUGCCUUCUGUCAGUUCCUACUGGAUUCGCUAUCGGCUCACCAGCACCGACUGCGGGGAGGCGCGCCGCCGUUGUCCCCCAUGAUCUCAUCCAUGCCAUCGCCCUCCGUCACGCUGAUGAUCACCUCGGCGCCGCCAUCACCUCCCUCUGUCACAGUCCCACCGCCGCCACUGCCCUCCUUCCCCUUGUACACAACGCCACACGCCAUGCCCACGCUUCCGCCACUCCUCCUGUCGCCCGGCCUUCACGACCCUUCGUCCUCGUCUUCGUCUUCCUCCUCAUCGUCAUCUAUCUCCUCGACUUCGCCAUUGCCGCAACCGCCACACUACUCGUCUUCCAUGCCUUCGAUGAUAGCUCCCGAACGCCCGGAAGAUCACCACGACGUCGAGAGCCUCCACGCCUACCUCUCCUCCUUCCUCGACCAAAACAUGUAA
Molecule: messenger RNA, 1257 nt
Organism: Acanthamoeba castellanii str. Neff
Lineage: Eukaryota; Discosea; Longamoebia; Acanthamoebidae
Exons: 7
Coding region: 1-1257 (418 amino acids)
Source: RefSeq, a predicted model, not a curated record